Molecule: messenger RNA, 2337 nt
Organism: Sabethes cyaneus
Lineage: Eukaryota; Metazoa; Arthropoda; Insecta; Diptera; Culicidae
Product: protein tramtrack, beta isoform
Exons: 4
Coding region: 1-2337 (778 amino acids)
Biological process (GO): regulation of transcription by RNA polymerase II
Cellular component (GO): nucleus
Molecular function (GO): protein binding
Source: RefSeq, a predicted model, not a curated record
AUGGAUGCACACUCGCACAGUGGCGGUGGAACGGCAGCCAACGGUGGCAGUACUCAACAAUUUUGCCUUCGGUGGCAUAAUCAUCAGGCAAGCUUAUUGAGCUCCCUACCAAUACUGUUGGAUCAGUCGCAUCUGACCGACGUGACACUGAUAGCGGAAGGACGCAACAUAAAGGCACACCGAGUAGUUCUCAGUGCGUGCAGCACCUUCUUUUCGGAACUGUUUCGAACCCUGGACGGGCCACUUUAUCCGGUGGUCGUUCUACCGGGUGCUUCCUUCCAUGCAGUUGUCGCCCUUCUCACCUUCAUGUAUUCCGGCGAAGUCAAUGUAUACGAAGAGCAAAUUUCAACCCUACUCUCGCUGGCCGAGACGUUGGGCAUCAAGGGAUUGGCUGAUUUCAGUGGAAAUUCCCACAAAUCAAGCACCCCAACGACUGAGGCUUCUUCGCGGGAAUCGGAAAUCCCUUCGCCGUACCAAGCAAUCAAAAUGGAGUCCCCUAGCGAGCAGCUGUUUCCACGUCCAUUUAACUUUCACUCACCACUAUUCCCCCAGGCCCUCAAUCUAGCGACGAACAAUAAUUGCUCGAGCAACAAUAAUAACACCAGCAACAGUACCGCCAACGGCGGCAACACCUGCUCGAGCGCAAACAAAUCGACGGACCUUUUCUCGAGAUUCCUUCCGCAAAAGUGUGAUAUGAUAGUCCCGAGCGAAGCACUAUGGAAAAUGAAUGAAGAAAGCGAGGCUAUAAAUAGAGAGAACAAAAGUGUCACCGGCAACAGCGGCAGUGGUAGCGGUCCCGGUGGUACCGCUGCCGGCUCGGAGGAUCGACAAUCUGUCAAUGCUAAUAAUAAGAACACCGCCAACCACCAGCAGCAAGCACAGCAGCAGCCGGCCAUUGAGAGACAAAACACUCCCCGAAACGACUCGGAAACCACCGCAGUCAGUGGAAAUCCUAAAUUUAAUCUCGACACUAACUAUCUCCACCAGCAGCAUCCGAAUGACUCGGCCCCGUCCACACCGUCCAGCAAUCCGGACGAACAGCUCCGGCCAGCGUCCCAAAACGCUUGUUCGAGCAAGAAAUCUAUCAGUCAGGAAAACAAGCGCAAGAAAAUCGACAAAAUUGCAGAGAAUCUUCGAACACAAACCACGGCAUCGGCGGCUGCAGCGGCUGCCGCUGCCGCCGCAGCUGCGGCAUCAUUCAACAAACACUUGCUCCAAUCGUUGAAAUUCCCACCGAGCAACACCCAGUCCCUGUCGCCGCUGCAUCUCUUCAGCAAGCCUCCCACCGUGACUCCGGUUAGCAAUCAACAAGCGGCCUUCCUAUCACACCACUUCCACACGAACGAAACCGCAUCGAAAACGCCGGAAAAUUUGAUCCUGGAAUCGUCCCACCCAAGCCCGGGCGCGGGAGCACUGAACCACUCGACGGCAUCGCCGGUUUCGUCGGCAGGUGCUUGUUCCGGCGCGUCCACCACACUGACGCCCUCGAUGGCUAUGGACAGCUUUGUCGGAGCUUCCUCUUUCAGUGCCAACAGUAUGCUGAAGGCAGCGGCGGCCGUUCAUCACCAAAAUCAACAACAGCAACAGCAGCAGCAGCAAAAACCACCCACCAAACUGUACGCCACGUGUUUCAUUUGCAACAAGCAGCUUAGCAAUCAGUACAAUCUGCGGGUCCAUCUGGAGACGCAUCAGAAUGUGAGAUACGCCUGCACCGUCUGUUCCCACGUGUCCCGCAGCAAGGACGCCCUGAGAAAGCACGUGUCGUACCGUCACCCGGGAACACCGAGUCCGUGCGAUCCGGACACCAAACGAAAACGCUCGAAGGCAAACCUCGGACAGAUGAUCAAGCAGGAACUGUUGAGCGAGCAGAGUGCAGCGAUAAGUCAUCUCAUCAAGCAGGAAAGCCUCAACGAUCCAGCGUCGCCCACUAUGAUCAGUCAGCAGCAGCAGCAGCAGCAACAACACCAACAACAACAACAGCUUCUAGCCAAUUUGACUUCCCAGGCCAACUCGAUUGCUUCGAUUCCUGGUUUUCUUCAGCAAGCGGCUUCAAUGCAAUCUGCCUUUUCCCCUAAAUCACUACUGUUCAAUGCUGCAUCAAUACCUACCUCCUUGGCACCAUCCCUGUCACAGCAUCCAUCGUCAAUCGUAGAGGCCUGCCAAUUUCUUCAACCAAAGGAUGUUAAUGCUAACUCUCCUUCGGUACCUGCUAACAGCUCAAACACCAGAACUCCAUCCCCAAUGGAAACCGGCAAGAUUAGCAACAACGGAUCGACGGAAAGUAUGGACGAAAGCCACUCCAACACCGAGGAAGUGGCCAAACCAGUCAUGUCUUAG